UCCUAACAACAUGCAAAAUAAAACCAUGGCUAAUUCAAGAAUCUACUGUCUCUCUUUCUUGGCAAUUCUAGCAGCUAUCCAAGGAAUCCAUGCAGUGGACUACACAAUAACCAACACUGCUUCAAAUACUCCUGGUGGUGCUCGAUUCGCUAGGGAAAUUGGAGUUCAGUACACCACCGAAACACUCUAUCUAUCUAAACGCUUCAUAUGGAGAACCUUCCAACAGUUCAGUUCUCCGGCUGACCGGAAAAAUGUUCAGAGAGUAAGUUUAUUCAUUGAUGAUAUGGACGGAGUUGCGUAUGCCAUCAACAACGAGAUUCACGUCAGUGCAAGAUACAUACAGGGUUACUCCGGUGAUGUGAGAAGAGAGAUCACUGGAGUUCUGUAUCAUGAAAUGACUCACAUCUGGCAAUGGAAUGGAAAUGGUCAAGCUCCUGGAGGACUCAUAGAAGGUAUAGCUGAUUAUGUGAGGCUCAAGGCUGGCUAUGCACCAAGUCAUUGGGUGAAACCCGGGCAAGGAGACAAGUGGGAUCAAGGUUACGACGUGACUGCAUACUUCUUGGAUUACUGUAACAGUCUCAAAACUGGGGUCGUAGCACAACUUAACAAGAAGAUGAGAGAUGGUUACAGUGAUAAUUUCUUUGUUGAGCUUCUGGGCAAGACUGUGGAUCAGCUCUGGACGGACUACAAAGCUAAAUAUAAUAACUAAGUGGACUGCAAACCUAGAUAUAAUUGAAUAAAUGGGCACAGUAUUGCCUGUAAUUAUAUAAAGAAUAAACUCAAGUCCUUGUGCUAAGAGUGUAUUGCCAACAAAAAAGAAUAGUACUGUGUUAAACUUUCUCUACAA
Olea europaea var. sylvestris is the source of this 847-nucleotide messenger RNA. RefSeq lists its product as uncharacterized. The record is from RefSeq and is a predicted model, not a curated record. The transcript has 2 exons. Bases 11 to 709 code for a protein of 232 amino acids. NCBI's taxonomy places the organism in Eukaryota, Viridiplantae, Streptophyta, Magnoliopsida, Lamiales, Oleaceae.